Messenger RNA from Aspergillus puulaauensis, 1941 nucleotides. Its product is annotated as GMC family oxidoreductase. NCBI's taxonomy places the organism in Eukaryota, Fungi, Ascomycota, Eurotiomycetes, Eurotiales, Aspergillaceae. Gene Ontology annotation, molecular function: flavin adenine dinucleotide binding; oxidoreductase activity, acting on CH-OH group of donors. The transcript has 2 exons. Bases 1 to 1941 code for a protein of 646 amino acids. The record is from RefSeq and is a predicted model, not a curated record.
AUGAUGCUUCCUCGCUUGUUCAGCCUUUUGGCCGCUACUGCUGGCGUCGCCAGGGCCGUAAACAUCACCGGCUACGAGUAUGUUGUCGUUGGCUCCGGUGCUGGUGGUGGUCCCCUGGCUGCACGCCUCGCCCUGGCUGGCCACAAGACUCUGCUGCUGGAAGCUGGUGACGACCAGGGUCAAACUUACAACUAUAGUAUCCCUGCCUACUCGGCGAGAGCCUCCGAGGACGAGAAGCUUGCGUGGAACUUCUUCGUUCACCACUAUGCCGAUGACGAGCGCCAGGCCCGCGACUGGAAGACCAGCUACGAAACUCCUGAUGGCGACCUGUACACCGGACUGAGCCCCCCGGAAGGGUCUAAAGUGAAGGGAACCCUCUAUCCCCGCACAGGUACCCUCGGAGGAUGCACAGCCCACAACGCCCUGAUUGCAGUCUACCCCCACCAGUCCGACUUUGAAUACAUCUCGACUUUGACUGGCGACGGCUCCUGGUCCCCCGAUAACAUGCGGAAAUACUUUACCAAGCUGGAGAAAAACAACUACCUGCUGCCUGGGAUGGAGGGCCACGGCUACGAUGGCUGGUUCUCCACCGAGACCGCUCCGCUGAGCCUCGUCCUCAAGGACCCCCAGCUGCUCAGCAUGCUCACUGGCGGUGCUUUUGCUCUUGGAAACCUGACCGAUAACAUCUUCAACAUCGGAACGCUGCUCGCUGGUGAUGCCAAUGCCGAUACCUCGACUCGUGACACCAAGUCCGGUUACUAUCAGAUUCCCGUCUCGACCGACGAUGCUCACCGAAACGGCGCUCGUGAAUUCAUUAUUGCUGUCCGGGAUGCAAAGAACGAUGAUGGCUCCAAGAAAUACCCUCUCGACGUCCGCAUGAACACCCACGUUACCAAGGUGGCCUUCGACGAGAGCCACGACACCCCCCGUGCUACUGGCGUCCACUUCCUCGACGGCAGGUACCUCUACAAGGCCAGCCCGUUGUCGAAGACCGCCUCUUCUGGAGUCCCUGGCUUUGCAUCUGCUUCUCGCGAGGUCAUCGUCGCCGGCGGUGUCUACAACUCCCCCCAGAUCCUCAAGCUGAGUGGCAUUGGCCCGGCUAAGGAGCUGAACCAGUUCGGCAUCAAGGUCAUCAAGGACCUCCCCGGCGUCGGCACCAACCUCCAGGACCACUACGAGAUCUCCGUCCAGGGCAAGAUCGAGAACGACUUCUCCUGCCUGGACGGCUGCACCUUCAGCAUCCGCGACCAGGAAGACCCCUGCAUCGACCGCUGGGAAUCGCCCGUCCUCGGUGACCGCGGCAUCUACUCGUCCCCCGGCCUCGCCGCUACAAUGCUCUACAAGAGCUCCGUCACUGCAGACAACAGCUUCGACAUCUUCUGCUUCGGCGGCCCCGUCAACUUCCGCGGCUACUUCCCCGACUACAGCAUCAACGCCACCGACGAGCAUAACUGGUUCACCUGGGCUAUCUUGAAGGCGCACCCGCGCAACACCGCCGGCACUGUGGCCCUGCAGUCCGCUGACCCCCUCGACAUGCCCAAGAUCACCUUCAACUACUUCGACACGGGCGUCGGCGACCACGACGCUGACCUGACGGCUCUGUACGAAGCCAUCGAGCUCGCCCGGGACGCUAUGCACCGCCAGCCCAUCAACGUCACAGAGGUCCUCCCCGGCGCGGCCAUCACGUCCAAAGAAGACAUCGAAACCUACGUCAAGGACGGCGCAUGGGGCCACCACGCCUCGUGUACCUGUCCUAUCGGUGCUGACGAUGACCCCACGGCUGUGCUGGACUCCAAGUUCCGCGUCCGUGGUGUCGCGGGUCUCCGUGUUGUUGAUGCGUCUGUUUAUCCCAAGAUUCCUGGGACUUUCACGGCUGUGUCGACUUAUAUGGUUGCGGAGAAGGCGGCUGAUGAGAUCCUCAGCGGCCUUGCUAGCUCUUGA